ACAAACGUUCCAAAACCAAUUGGAAAUACGACAUAAAUAAAGCCUGCGCUCCACCUGGCGGAAGCGAAAUAAUGAGAGUUUAUGUUAACAUAAAACGCGCAGAAUUCCUCCCCUGCUUGUAUCAUACCUUAAACUGAGCCUCUACUUUAGUCACUCCUCUUUGGCUCCAUCCCAGCUGCUAAAUCAUAGGCCAAAUAAUCCUGUCUCGUAUUUGCUGCUUCCUUCAAAACUGAGAAGUGAAUCUUUUUUCUUGAGUCUAUCUUUUUUUAAUCAAGCCCUCACAUCUCACCGGUUUUAUUCAGUUUUAUUCACUUUUACUCGCUCAAGAGGAAAUCAGCUGUACUAGUGUCGAAUUUGUUUGGAAUCAAUUUUUAUGAGUUGAGAGCAAUAAUUCCACGAUGGACGACGACGCUACGACAGUGAUCAAGAUGUUGCAGGCCCUGAAGUCUGAGACCUGUAGAAGGAACAGUGGAGUGUCCCUGCGUCUCUCGAAUGCUGGAUUAUCGAUGAGUAACUUAGGGCCUGCACCAGAGGACAAGUCAUCGAACCCGAGAGAGAGUAAAUCUCCAGAGAACAAUUCAUCACCCCUGAAACGACGUCGCCUGGACUCAACGCAUUCCUCGACCUUCAAUCUCUCAUCAACCUCGGAUUCGACCCCAGGAACCCCUUGGGAAUGGCGUCGCCUCAAGGGAGAACUCGUGGCCCUUCGGACAAGGCUGUCUCACACCGAAGCAACGGUCAACCAACUCCACAAAAUACGACGUGAGAUCGAGGAGGUCUUUGAGAGAGACAAGCACAUGCUAGAGAUGCAGGCAGAGCUGGACAAGCAGACGAUAAAGCAACUGGAGUUGCGUGUGGAAUCCUCGAGGAAGAGCACUCACGAUGCACGGGAGGCCCAGGCAUCUGCAGAAUCCGAGCUCUUCCAGACUAAAUCCAAACUCGAGGCGAAGAUUCUUGCAUUGAUGACAGAGAAUGCUAGGCUGAAGGAAAUUAACGUGAUUUACUCGAACUCGGAGGAGUUCUCAUCAUCUCCGAAGCCCCAAGAGGACAACAGCGAGAUUCAGGCCAAGCUCGAGGCUGCUGACGAUCGAAUUCUCGAGCUGGAGGGCAGGGUUAAAGAGCUCGUGUCUACUCAGCAGGAGCUGGAGCUACAGAAUCUCGAGUUGCAGAACGUCAGGAUGAAGGUAGAGACCUUGGAAGCUGAACGUGCCCUCUGGGAGGAGGGGAGGAGCCUUCUGGCCAGGGCCGCCCGUGCCAAUGAGCUCGAGAAGGAGCUGCAGCUCGCCAGGGAGCAGAUAAACAACCUCAGGGAGGCUGUCAAGGGCAAGUUACUUCUGGAAGAGCAGAUUUGUAAUAUGGAGAAGAGACUGGAACACACAGAGAGGGUUGAGGCAAAACUGGGGAAGAUGGAGGUGAAGUGUGAAGAACUGACCUCCAGAGUGCAGGAGUACGAGACGAUUGGUAUUGGGAGAAAUCCAACAGACUUGAAGAAGGAGGUCCAUCGUCUCCAGCAGGCUGAGGUUAUUCUGAUGCUUGAAGAAGGGAAAUUGAGGUCCCAGGUCGAUGCUUUGCAGAGGGAGAACGACGGACUCCAGAGGAAGUACGAUGAGACCAAGAAGAUGGCGACUGAUAUGACCAACUCCACUGAGAAGCUCAAUAAAUUUAUCAUCAGGUUGCAGAAGAAGAUGCUGCUCGUCUCUAGGGAGAGGGAUAGUUAUCGACAACAGUUGGAUCUCUACGAGAAGGAAAUGACGACGCUGGAGGGCAAUAAUGCUGUUACUGAGAGAAUUCCAGCACUCGAGAGAGCCGUAGAGGGUUACAGGGACCUCGUGGAGAAGCUCGAGGCUGAUUUGGCCACUGUUUCGGAUCCCGCGACACUUCGGGCUAAGGACGAGUGCAGACAACUCCGGGAGGAAGUGGAAAGGCUCAAGGGGGAGCUGGAGCAUCGAGCUCUCAAAGGCGAUUUCAAUGUCAAUUCCAGAAUUCUACAUUUUAAGAUGAAUCCAGCUGCCAUUGCCGAACAACAAGCUGAAGAGAAGCAGAAGGCAUUGCUUCAGGAGGUCGAGGAACUCCGAGCUAGGGUGCAACAUGGUUUCACUGCGCAGGGGGGAGCGCCUCUUACUACUUCGUCGUCAUUUCAAGCACAGGAGCUUGCUGAGCUGAAGCAAUCUCAUGAGAUUAAGAUUGCUAGGCUGAAGGAGGCUUUUAAGGCAUCCUCCCAGGAGUACAGGCAAGCCUGCUAUCAACUUUUUGGGUGGAGAGUCGAUAGAACCAAGGAGCGAAGGUACAAAUUAUCGAGUCAGUAUGCAGAGUCUCCUGAUGAUUUCCUGUUUUUCCAUGUGGACGAGGGUGUCGAUCUACUGGAGACCGAGUUCUCGUCGACUUUAGGGCCAUUAAUCGAUAGACAUCUUAUUAUGCAACACAGUGUCCCCAUGUUUCUAAAUGCUGUGCAAAUGGAGCUCUUUUCACAACAGACAAUCACUAAUAUCGUAGGAUGAAACCCUUGGAAAGAUUUUUUAUUAUUCGCCUCGGAUUUCCGGAUCUUUUUACCUCAUCAGAAUAUUUUAUCAUUGUAGGAGCGAAAGGAAGGAGACAAGUCGAAUUUUAUUUUUGUUAAAUGCCAAUGCAUUUCAAACCAGUUAUUUUUAGUGGAAUCAUCGAAACACCCAUUUUGUUGGUAAUUUUAUCAGCAACGAAAAAAUUUUGUGAAGCUUCCACCAUAAAUAAUCUUUUUGGCGAUAAAUCGGUCAGUGAGCAAAAUGAUAGAUUCGAUUUCUUAUUAUAUCGUAAACUGUAAAAAUUGAACAGACUGACGUUUAUAAAAUCCUCAUCAAUUUAUUGAUGUAGCUACGAGCUGUAUAAAAAUUCGAGUAACUCUAGAAGCUUAAUUAAAUCAAUAAUAAAUAAGUUACACUCAUAAAAAGAUUUAUAGUUUGUCAUAUUUGUGCGCAGCAAUAGCCAGGGCGUCUCUUUAUAGUUGCAAUUGUCAAUUAACUCCGCAAAUGUGCUUAGAAAAAAUUGGUAUCGUAGUGUUCGAUCAAUAAAUGUUUCGUGCUAUUCUUAUAAUUUGGUUGAUCAAUUAAUUGCAUUAACUAGUAAAAUGGUGAUCCUACGAAAGGGCUAUUUUCCAAUAGUUUUUCAUAAUAUGUUUUCUUUAUAUGAAGUUAUUUAAUAAUCUCGGGUAUAGCAAAAUUCUUUGGUAAUUUUCCGAAUAU
This is a messenger RNA of Fopius arisanus, 3215 nucleotides long. RefSeq names its product Mitotic arrest-deficient 1 (gene Mad1). Gene Ontology annotation, cellular component: mitotic spindle; nuclear envelope; kinetochore. Gene Ontology annotation, biological process: mitotic spindle assembly checkpoint signaling; attachment of mitotic spindle microtubules to kinetochore. The record is from RefSeq and is a predicted model, not a curated record. Lineage: Eukaryota; Metazoa; Arthropoda; Insecta; Hymenoptera; Braconidae. The coding region runs from base 399 to 2498 and encodes 699 amino acids. The transcript has 2 exons.